CGAAACGGCCGCUGGGAGGGAAGGGAGGAGGUUUCGUGGUGGUGGCUGGUGAAGGACUCCCGUCCCUGUCCCUGUCCCUGUCCUGUCCUGUCCGCAGCCGAGCUUUAAGUUGCGCGUGAAUUUAUUCCCGUGACUCGGGACGUGCCUCCCGGCUGCAACCUUACUGUUCACUCGGAGUUAUCAAUCCACCGGCAAUUGUAUAAGUUCAGAGACCUGACCAUAGAAGAGCUGAAGAAUGUUAGCAAGACAUACCCAAACUUCACGUUCUCCAUGAACACGUACACCUUCAAGGAUGGAUCCCAGAAGGACCUCCUGAAUUUUAGUGGUACUGUUCCAGUGAAAUAUGGUAAUUCCUAUAACAUACCUAUUCAGCUGUGGAUUCUGGAUUCUCAUCCCUUUGCUCCCCCUAUUUGCUUCUUGAAGCCAACUGCAAACAUGGGCAUUUCAGUGGGGAAGCAUGUUGAUGCUCAUGGCAGGAUUUAUCUGCCCUACCUGCAGAACUGGAGCCAUCCUAAAUCGACUGUCAUUGGAUUAAUCAAGGAAAUGAUUGCAAAAUUUGAGGAAGAGCUCCCUUUGUAUUCACUGUCAUCCUCUGAUGCAGCCAGGCAAUCAGAACUUCUGUCCUACAUUGCAAAGAUUACAGAAGGAGAGACUGACAUGAAAUCAAGGAGUAAAAUUGGAGGCAAAAAUGAAGGAUGUUUUAAUAAAAUUACUGUUGUUGGAGCUGGAGAUCUUGGCAUUGCAUGUGUGCUAGCAGUUGCAGCAAAGGGUGUUGCAGACAAGGUGAUUCUUUUGGAUCUUUCUGAAGGUGCAGCAAAAGGAGGGACCAUGGACUUGGAGAUCUUUGCUCUGCCAAAUGUGGAGAUCAGCAGAGAUUUUUCUGCUUCUGCUGAUUCAAAAGUUGUGGUAGUUACAGUUAAUUCUCUGGGUAAUGCUCAGACUUACCUCGAUGUCAUACAAAGCAAUGUGGAUUUGUUCAAAGGAAUUAUUCCAGCAAUAUCACACUACAGUCAGAAUGCUGUUCUCCUUGUUGCUUCUCAUCCAGUUGAAGUAAUGACAUAUGUGGCGUGGAAGCUGAGCACCUUUCCCAAAAGCAGAGUGAUUGGAGUAGGUGCCAAUCUUGACUCGGAGAGAUUUCAGUACAUACUGACAAACCUUUUGAAAGCAGAGGUGCUGGCAAAAGAUGCCUGGGUUAUUGGUGAACAAGGGGAAGACAAAGUAUCAUCGUGGACCAGUUAUAAUUUAGCUGCAAAUCAAACGGAAGGAAUGGCUGCUCGUAACUCAAGGCAAAAGGUGGCCAACAGAGCUAUGGAAGUUCUGAAGGGAAAAGGUCAGAGAUCUUGGUCUGUUGGGCUCUCAGUUGCUGAUUUGACUGACAGCAUUCUGAAAGAUAGAAGAAAGGUUCAUUCUAUAUCCACUCUGGCAAAGGGAUGUUGCAAUAUAAACAGUGAAGUGUUCUUAAGUCUCCCAUGUAUUCUUGGAACCAAGGGAGUGCUUGAAGUGGUCAAACUGGAAGAAGACCCACUGGUGCAAGAGAAACUGCAAAGCAGCGCAGGGUCAAUUCAUGACCUUCAGCAGCAGCUGAAGCUGUAAGGAAGCACAAGGGAGGCCUCCGUGUCUGCUCACACAAGUCGGAGAUUUGCAAGGCAGAAGAGGUUGCUUCGUAUAUAUGGAUUUCUAUGUAAAACAGGAAGUUUUGUUACUUUACUUUCCCAAAGUGCUUUCUCAGUUUUGGUUUAAAUUAUGUAAUACUGCUCUGUACAGUAAUGUCUUCUUUGAAAAGUGCACUUUUGGUAGCCAAAAUGGGGAGGGUAAUAUGCAAGAAUGUUUUACCUGAAUUCAGGUGACAUUCGCCUCUUGUUUUUGGUUGCUGAUUAUAGCCUGAUUCUUGGGUUAAUCUUAGCUCUUUGCACCUCAUUCCAUAGCUCCAUCUUUCAUGACUAUUGCUGAUGCUCUUAUGUCAAUGAACUGCUAAUUACCUCUUACUAAUCCUGCUAAGGGGAGCACAGUGUUAGCAAUACCCUUCAGAGCUGAAGUAUUGGAUAUGGAUUUGUGUGGCAUGCUUAAUGCUGUCGGGAAUAUUCUGGUCAUGACUUGUUUUGCUUUUAUUUCGUAAAGACAUUCAGAGCACUAAGGCAUCUACAGUUCUCAGUAUACACAUGCAGCACUGCAACAGGUGCUCUUCCUGAAUGGGAUUCAAAUAAAGGACAAAAUCCAGCAGUUAAGGAAUGCAGAAGUAUCUGUGCAUUCAGACCUCGCUCCAAAGCCAGCUGAGGGCAUUGAGCUUUACGUCAGGCUGAGGAACAUACAGCUGCUCGAGAAGGCAACAGAACCUGUAACCCACCUCCUUAGGAGGCCAAGGGUGGGAUGAAAAAGCUGAAUGUGCGUUUUUAGAUAAGUCAAAAAGCAGAUGUUUUUUGAGAUUUUUGGGGGGUUCUAACUUCUUGAUUUGCUGUACUGUAAAAGACUGUAUCCAUCCUGGUUGUACCUCAGCAUCACAUUGCAGGCAGAGGAGAUGUGGGCUCCACUCCUGCUGUGUGCAGCUUAGGAACGUCAUUCCAUGUUUAUGCUUUGAGGGGAGUCUGGUUUUAAUGAAUGUAUAUGAAGUAUUGAUGAAGCUUUCUAAGCAAAAGUAAGGUCUAUGGCAGAGCCCAAGAUCUGUUCCUUUGUGCCUUCUGCUUAUAUCUCACAAAGAACCAGACUUGCAAGGAGUUCUGGGUGUAUACUGAUCUCAGAACUGAGAUAAAAAUAGAAAAAAGCC
Pipra filicauda (Wire-tailed manakin) is the source of this 2761-nucleotide messenger RNA. It is a transcript of the gene UEVLD, whose product is annotated as UEV and lactate/malate dehyrogenase domains. NCBI's taxonomy places the organism in Eukaryota, Metazoa, Chordata, Aves, Passeriformes, Pipridae. Bases 271 to 1593 code for a protein of 440 amino acids. Gene Ontology annotation, cellular component: ESCRT I complex. Gene Ontology annotation, biological process: endosome to lysosome transport; carboxylic acid metabolic process; protein transport. The record is from RefSeq and is a predicted model, not a curated record. Gene Ontology annotation, molecular function: oxidoreductase activity, acting on the CH-OH group of donors, NAD or NADP as acceptor; ubiquitin binding. The transcript is spliced from 12 exons.